Messenger RNA from Cyclospora cayetanensis, 3531 nucleotides. Its product is annotated as nascent polypeptide-associated complex subunit alpha, muscle-specific form. The transcript has 8 exons. Gene Ontology annotation, molecular function: guanyl-nucleotide exchange factor activity; small GTPase binding. The record is from RefSeq and is a predicted model, not a curated record. Gene Ontology annotation, biological process: vesicle-mediated transport. Bases 1 to 3531 code for a protein of 1176 amino acids. Gene Ontology annotation, cellular component: cytosol; endocytic vesicle. NCBI's taxonomy places the organism in Eukaryota, Apicomplexa, Conoidasida, Eucoccidiorida, Eimeriidae.
AUGAGGCAGAAAUCCAAAUGUGAAGCAAAGUUCAAUGGACAAACAACUUGCAAGUAUAAGCAUAUAGUCGGUCCGCUAGCAGUAACACCUGCGGAGACGUACACGUCCGCCAGGUGGCGAGAGGGUAGUGGAAUGCAAACGUCCUCUACCUUUUCUGUGCAAUUGCCUUUUUCUAAUCCCAUUAAUCGCCCCAAAUCACCUUGCUGUACGGGGAAAAAGCCCGGUGGCGUCGUAUGCAGGAGGAAAGUGUUCUUCCCUUUUGCCAAAUACACUAAUAGACCUUCUGCAGGUUUGUCACUAAAGGACCAAAGCGCCUCUGCUAGAAAUUUCUUUUUUGCAUGUUCAUGUAAAUAUGAGGUCAUACGAGUUGUCGAGGGAAACUCGCAGUUCAUUGGUAGGAAGAAACGCCGAGCAAACCGGGAUGGCGCUUCAAGAGAGGAAGAGCACGACACCCCAAAGAUGCACAAAGUAUUGGGGGACAAGGUGUUUAGCACUGAUAUAAGAGUGCCUUCUUCGUAUAUAUAUUUGAGGAAGGCGCUAUCGGUAGAGUUCCUUCAUUGUAUUGGCCGUUUUCGUUCCUUAAUGGGGCACUCUCCAGCACGAUGUCUCGCCAGGUCUCGCAAGACAGUUCGACACCGCAGAGGUUGCCUGUCUCUAAUGAUUCAUUUUUCGAGAAAAUCAACGGCACCACCCAACAUAAUUAGAAGAGAUUUCUUGGUGCCAGAAAGGAACAACAGGCGUUCAGGUUGUAACAGACUUGGACCAAAAAGCCCUGGCUGCUCUACUGGACAGGCAGCUUCCGUGCCGUCGCCAAGACAGGGCUGGAGAGCGCGCUGUUGCAAGCGACUGGUGAGAACUCCAGCGCCUCUCGCCAUGUGGGCCUCCCAAACUGCAGAGGCCCCCUCUAGGGAGUUCGAACCCCCUGGAGGCUUGCGCUCGCCCUUUGGGCAGGGAGUCGCGGGCAAGGAUGCGCAGACUCAGAUCCCCCCGGAGUGCUCCUUUUCAGGCUUCGACAGCCUGCUCUCUCUGGACGCAGGCGCACCUCCCACGGCAAGCGAGCUCCCGCCUCUCCCCGGCGCUGCCUCGUCGACUUCUUCCGUGGCGGCUGCCUCCCCGAAGGGCCCACCAAAAGGCACAGACUUGGAAGCCGCCUUCUCGCCCUCUCUGGCUGCUGCGACGGCUGUCUUUCCUCCGUCUUGCUCGCUGGCAGAACCCGCGCAAACGGCGCCUCUCGAACAGACAGGCAUUCGUCGGAGCACAGAGGGGCCCCUAUGGCCCGCUGAGACCCCGUGGGGGGCCCCUCCGCCGCCUUCACGGAUUCAGCUUCAAGACACGCCUGCGGCAGCGUCACCUCGCGCUCGUUCGCUGGCAGCGGCAGAGAAGGUGUGCAAUACAAAUGCGCAGUCCGAGCAGCUCCCCGAGUCAGGAGCACCGGCAGCUUCCCAGCCGCAACAGCUGCUGCAGGACGGGCUCGAUAGCUGUUGGGCAAACUGGCAGUCCUCCUCGACCCCCCCCCCUCCCCCGAAGGCGCCUCCUGAAACUCCCCCGCCGUCUGCUGCUGCAGCUUCUCAGCAGGUGUAUCCGCACAGGCUGCCUCCUUCUGCAGCAGCCGAGCGACCCCCAGAGCAUCCUUGGAACGAAUGCGUCUUCCAGUCCGAGUCCGCUGAGUUUUCAAACGACAUGCCUGUUGUACGCAGGGGUGGUGUCGAGACACUGCACGUGUUGCACUCUGCCGCCAGCAGCGCCUCUGGACAUAUCCCUCUGCCCUCUGUUACAGAGCAAUCGAGCCUUGGAGAGGCGCGUGGCAAGGCUUUUUUUGAAGCAGCUGCGAGCUCAAGCGGUUCACCAGCUUCAGACAAAAGCCCUUCUACUGGAAGUUAUGUGUCUGACGACUUGAACACCCCAGAGGGCCUGCCUUGCAAUGGAGGAGGCGAUCUCGAGGGAGGAGGCGAUCUCGAGGGAGGAGGCGAUCACAAUCGAGGCAAUCAUGAUGGAGAGAAUCACUCGUCGUCAGCCUCAGCCCUCGGAGAGUGCCUUCCACCCCGCGUGGCAGCCUCGGAAGCAUCUCAUCUCGAGGAAGGCGCGCUCCUGAACGUUCGUGUUGCUGCGGACAGCCGCGCCUCUUCCGACUCCCACGAAAAGGGUCGGAGGCUCUCGUCUCUGGGGGGGGGCCCCUCCGAGGAGGAGGGGCCCCCCAGCAACGACGAGACGCCAACACCCCUCUCCGACAGCGGAGGCGUCCACACGCGAAGCCGCUCCGAGACGUCCUCGGGGGGAGGCUCACGCCACACCGACUUGGCAUCUGCUUUUUCCCCCCCCGAAAGACCACUCGAGGCAGACGCGGCAUUGCCGAGUCAAGUGUUGCUGUCUGAACACCCCGACAGCGAGGGGCCCCCCUUAUCCCCCGAUGCGCAGCUCGAGAAAGCGACGACGAGCCAUUCUCUCCAGCUGGAGCAAACGGCGGCUGCUGCAGCCGCAGCCGCGGGAACAAGGCCAGAAGAAGAUCACGCAACGAGGAUUGCCGAAGCGGAGCCUCCUCGAGAAGCCUGUAUCUCGCCGUUGGGGGUGUCAGACGCGCAGGAAGGCAGCAACGGCGGCAGCAGCCCCUCUUCCGCCUCUCGCGCGGCAGACGCGGCUGGAGAAGGGGCCCCAAAAAUCCUCGGAGGAGACGUUUUGCCAGUUCCCGAGUUGCAGUUGGCGGGCUUAGAGUUUGUGCGCAUCGACAGAGUGCGCGCGCCACGAGACAAGCUGCGACUGAUCCUCUCGGGGUGCAGGAUGUUGAUGGCUGCUCUGGAGCGGAGGCAGCGAGCGGCUGCAACUGCAGAUGACUUGCUGCCCCUCCUGAUCUACACCGUCAUCAAAGCAAGACCUCCCCGUCUGCACAGCAACAUUCAGUUUGUCGCAGCCUACCGACAUCCCGCAAGAAUGCACGGCGAGGAAGCUUACUUUUUCACCCACUUUUGCUCAGCCGCGGCAUUCAUCAAGUCCGUCGGAUCCUCAGGCAUCCAGCUGCACAUGGAUCGCGCCGAGUAUGAGCGCCGCUUCGCUGAGGCAGAGGAGGCUCUGCGGCAGGAAGAAGCGGCUGCAGUUGUCAAGAGCACGGCUGCCACGGAUGGGGCAGGCACUGCACUGGCUGCGGCAGCGACAGCUCUCAGCACGCUGGCGCAGCUGCAGAAAAGCGGGGGGGGGGCGGCCCCAUCCGAAGGGGGGCCCCUUGGGGGGCCCCCCGUCGGACUGCCCCCUCAGCAUGGGGGGGGCCCCCCCCUGCUGCUGCAGCGGCAGCUGCAAGCGCAGCAGCAGCAGGCUCGCCUGUUGCUCGCUCAGGCCGUGCGAUCUCCCAAGACGUUUCGCGGCGUGCACUCAGCCGCCCAUUUGAAGGUGGGGGAUUUGCAGGAGCUCCUGGUCGAAUACCACGGGCUAGUAGACAUCUUGGAGCGAAUGACGGUGCUGCUGCAGCAGCAGCUCAAGCUGGAGCAAGGCAGCAGCAGCAGCAGGCUGCAGAAUGCAGCGAGCACCGACAGGGCUGCAUAA